Molecule: messenger RNA, 3585 nt
Organism: Leopardus geoffroyi (Geoffroy's cat)
Lineage: Eukaryota; Metazoa; Chordata; Mammalia; Carnivora; Felidae
Product: tenascin-R-like
Exons: 13
Coding region: 2103-3524 (473 amino acids)
Molecular function (GO): protein binding
Source: RefSeq, a predicted model, not a curated record
UUCUUUUUAACUGGGUUGAAUUUUAUCUGAGGUGAACACCUUGAUAGGAACUAAAGAGGAUUUUGCAGGAAGAAACUUGCUUUUGCAGUGGGCUUUAGAAUUGAUCAUAGGGACCUGUUUAAGUGAUAUUUUUCAGUUUUCGAAAUAGAUGUAUUUUAAAUACUAGGUGUGUUAAUUUUUUUCUUAGAUCUUAAGUUGAAUAUAAAGUUAUCAGUUGCCUAGGGAGUCUAGAUUCCUAGGAAAAGUUGCACAAGCUUUUAGGUAAAUGUAUUUAAAAAUAGAGUUGAAAAGACUUGCAUGUUUUUCCCAUUUCGUCAAUAGUUUUGAAAUAUUUUUCAUAACGAUGGUGUUAUUUUAGAGUGUGAGGAAUUACUUCCAAGAAAGUGGCAAUAUGUAGUUGUUCUAGAUUUCUAUGGAUUAAGAUGAAAGUUUUACACAAUGCGGUGCAAUUUUGUGUAAUUGCCUGAUAAAUCAUUUUACUUCUAACACCUCCUUUGUGUUUAAUUAUAGCAGCUUCUAGAAGCAAAUUAUUUUGUUAUUUGUUGGAAAGUACUGGUGUUUCCAGUUUCUUUAGGUGGAAGAUAUUAUGCAGCACUUACUUGUUAAUGCCCUAACAUUCAGUUGGAUGAACAGUCUAACUUCAAAAGAUAUGACAUUAAAUGACACACACACAUCCAAAGACUGAAUAGUUUAGUUUUGAUGCUAAAAAAAAAUACAUGUUGAAUAUACUUUAUUUUCCAGAUGGAGAAAUCGAUUAUUCUGUUGCUCUGGUUACAAUAUGUUGUUAAGGUCGUUUGUUUCUGUUAUAUGCCAAUGAAUAAUCGAACAACAACAGUUUUUAUUGAAUGGGAUGAAUUUCCUAAGGGAGGAAGUCCUGAAUUUUAUUUUUUAAAAUAUCAACUUGUUAAUAAUUUUGCUGAAAAAAAUGUCAAAAGCGUUCCUGCAGACCUGCAAAAACUUUCAAAGUCAGUAAUACUAGAGGAAAAUGAAGACUAUCACAUCAUUCUACAGUCUAUAAAACAUGGACAAAUUUUAAGUGAAAAGUCAUUUGAAACCCGUGGUUUCUCAACUAGCAAUAUUAAAACAAAAGCAACAAGCACGAGUGUUUCCUUUAACUGGAGUGUGCUGUCUUCCAGUGACAUUUUAGUGUCAAUAUCUCUCAGUAAUUCUACACAAAUUAUGGAAAAUAAUAUUACAGCUUAUGAGUGGGCUAAUUUAAAACCUGCAACCUUAUAUGCUUUUAAAUUUGAAUUUAAACAGUUGCAUUUGGAUUUUAUAAAUGUAUUUCAGAGACUGGAUGUUCAAGUAGAAACAGGUUCAUGUUCACGAGGAUGGGUAGCAUUAAAAAAUAGCUGUUAUAAAAUUAGCAAAGAGAGUAUGCCGUGGGAUAUAGCUGAGCAACAUUGUAAGUUAUCCUUAAGUUCUGCACACCUUGUGGAUAUAAAAAAUGAAGAGGAAAAAAACUUUAUAUUUUCACUCCUCAGGUCGAAGAAUCAAAUAAUAAUAUGGACUGGUCUUAAUGAUUUGAAGAAAGAAGGUCAUCUCACAUGGAUAGAUGGAUCAUCUUUUGGCCUUAAGAAAAAUGAAAUCUUUUCUUUUCCACUGCUACCCAAGAAUGAAACAGAUUGCUACAUUUUACAGCAAAAUGCAACUGGAUCAAACUAUUUCUUUACAAGAUUUUUCUGUUAUGUUCCACUGCCAUAUAUUUGCAAAUACGAGUGUAAUUAUUUUUAUUGAUAUUCUCAUAUCAUGUAUCUCCCUUUUAUUAUUUUAAAGAUAGAAUUAUGAUUUCUAGUUACAAAUAAUGCUCCUCUCUAUUUUUUUCAGCACUUUCUCUGCAGGAAAACCUUUCAAUCUAUAUAAAGGAUAUCGGAACAACUGAAGUUGUAUUUGGUUGGCAUAAUUCAAAUGGUUGGAAUAAUUUGGAUAAGUGGCUAAAACUGGGAUAUAAAAUUAUUAUUAAAUAUUAUUUAGAUUUUACAGAAGAACAACAUUUUGACAGCAUAUCCCCAAAUGCUACAGAAAAAACAAUUACCCAAUUGUGUCCUGGCCAUGUUUACAGAUUUUUACUCUUUGCAAUAAAUGAAUGGGAGGCAAAAACUAUGUUAACUUCAAUAUUCGUUGUUGAAACACGCCCAUUAUCAGCUCAAAAUGUCACAGUUAUUCAUGUGACUCCAACAGAAAUAUUUUUACACUGGAAUCCCCCAGAUCUUGUAUCUUUUCACCAUUAUCUUGUGUCGAUUUUGGAUGUUGAAAACAAUAAAUCCAAAGAGGUGUUUGUUGAAAAACUCAGCACAUCAAUGAAAAUUGGAGAUCUCAAACCUUUCCAUCAGUAUCUGAUAUAUCUAUUCAGUGUAGCAGAAAGAGGAACUCUAAGCUGCUCUGAGAGACCUAUUUCAGCUGUGACAGGUAUUAAUCCUCCGCAGAAAGUUCAUGCUAAACCUGAAGAUGUGGGAGAGGACAGUAUAAUUCUUCACUGGGAACUCCCACAAGGUGGCCAUGAGGUCUAUAUUCAAGUCAAACCCGUAUCAGAUGCAAGAGAAGUCAGGAAGCUUUUUGUAAAAGAUGCUAAUAGAUUCAAGAUUGAUAAUUUAACCCCUGGAAUGACAUAUGACAUUGGAAUGGCAACAAUGAUGAAUGGGAACUUGAGUGAGCUGGUAACUAUUCAACAAACUCUAAAGCCCAAACCAGUCCAAAUUGUUAUCCCAUAUGAAAGUCAUAGUACCUCUGUAAUCUUAUUUGUUCAAAUGCCUGAUACUGGAGUGUUUGAUGGCAUACAUAUUGUAAUUGAAGGAGGACCAAAUGUUACCAGGCCUUUGAAACAUGACAAUAAAAUAACUGUUGGCAAUUUAACGCCAGGCACAGAAUAUAAUUUCUUUGUUUCCAUCGUCAGUGGUACUAAACUAAGUAAUAUGUACUAUGUGCCUGCAGUAAAAACAUGUCUGGAAGCACCAUCAAAUAUCCAUGAGGGCAAAGUGACAGACUCUUCCAUAGAAAUUCUCUGGAAUCGAGCUGAUGGGAAUUUUCAGCAUUAUGAAAUCACAUGCAUGAACUGUACUGCUGCUUUCAUGGUCCAGAAGGUAGUUCAAGAAGCAGCAACAUUCUCUAACCUGGAUCCUGCGACAGUGUAUACUUUUUCAAUUUGCACUGAAAAAGAAGGUUUUAAAGACAGUGCUCCUAACGUAAAAGAAAUACAGACAGCCCCAAGUGCAGUUGAAUUUAUGAACCAUAGUAGAAACUCCAAUGCAAUAACUGUUAGCUGGCCUACAGCUAGAAGUCUUCUGGACGGAUACAUUAUUUCAAUAUCCAGCGGAAUCUUAAUGAAAGAGGAAACCCUGCCUUCCACAAAAAGGACAUUCACAUUUAAUAGCCUUUCUUCAGGGACUGACUUUUUAAUUAGUGUUAUAACUACCAAGGGACUGAAAAGAAGCCAUCCCGCUGUCCUCAUGGUUAGCACUUGUAAGUUUAUUUUAUAUUUAAUUGACUUUUCAUGGGCAAAAAAUAAUGGAAAUGGUUGUGUUUAAAGCCAAUAUCUAAUUAAAAAUGAAUGAAAAUGGAAGUGGUUUAUGGCAUGCUUGAAGAGAA